Messenger RNA from Fonsecaea nubica, 1470 nucleotides. RefSeq lists its product as hypothetical. The transcript has a single exon. Gene Ontology annotation, molecular function: aldehyde dehydrogenase (NAD+) activity. Bases 1 to 1470 code for a protein of 489 amino acids. NCBI's taxonomy places the organism in Eukaryota, Fungi, Ascomycota, Eurotiomycetes, Chaetothyriales, Herpotrichiellaceae. The record is from RefSeq and is a predicted model, not a curated record.
AUGGUCGGCCUCCCGUCUCAUGUUGCCAAGGUGCUGCCCAAGCAUUUCUCGCUAUAUUACGGAGGAGCAUGGCAUGAGCCGGAGACGCCGGAAGCAUACCUCGACACCUACAACCCAGGGACCGGCGAGGUAAUCACUCGAGUGGCUCAGGCCACAGCUGCUGACGCCGAAGCUGCCAUAAAGGCCGCCCACGCCGCCUUCCCGGCAUGGCGAGACGUCCACCCAGCGACAAGAGCGGAGUUGUUGCGCAAGGCAGCUUCCAUUGUCCGCUCGCAUGCUAAGGAACUGGCCAUGCUAGACGCCGCCAACACGGGCAACCCGGUGAAUAUGAUGGUCCCAGAUGCCUUGACGGCCGCCAACGCCUUGGACUAUUUUGCCGGUCUGAUCCCGAUGGUCAAGGGCGAGACUAUCCCCCAGGCGUCGGACGCCUUCCACUACACGUUGCGUGAGCCGCGGGGAGUGGUGGUGAGACUGGUAGCCUAUAACCACCCGGCCAUGUUCACGGCCCAGAAGCUGGCUGCCCCCCUGGCUGCGGGGAACACCGUCAUCAUGAAGCCUCCGGUGCAGGCGCCCUUGUCGGCCUUGUACCUGGCAGAGAUUCUCGAAGGUGUAUUCCCGCCCGGCGUUCUCUCGUUCCUCCCGGGUGGGUUAGAUGCAAGCGUCACGCUCUCGACGCACCCGUUGGUCAGUAUGGUCACGCUGAUCGGCAGCGUCGCCACCGGCAAAGCCGUAUACAAGGGCGCGGCCGACACGUUGAAGCCCGUGAUCUUCGAGCUGGGCGGGAAAAAUGCGUUCGUGGCCUAUCCAGACGCCGAUAUCGACAAGCUCGUCGAGGGCGUCACAAAGGGCAUGAACUUCUCCUGGGCCGGCCAGUCGUGCGGCUCGACGUCGCGUGUGUUCCUGCACGAGUCCAUCCAUGACGAGGUCCUAGCCCGAGUGGCGGCCCAAGUCAAGAAGCAAUUCGUGCCGGGUGACCCGUUAGACGACAAGACCACCAUGGGCCCCGUGAUUUCGCGCGUCGCUCUGGAUCGGGUCAAGGGCUUCUGUGAGGAUGCCCUGGCCGAAGGCGCCCGGCUGGUCACAGGAGGAAAACAACCCACCCAUCUGACGGGCUUUUUCUUCGAGCCGACCAUCUUCGCCGAUCUCAAGCCACACAUGCGGCUGGCCAGGGAAGAGGUGUUUGGCCCCAUUAUGGGCGUCUUCAAGUGGAAGGACGAGGACGAGCUCUUCAAGGUUGUCAACGACACCGACUACGGCUUGACCGCCUGCGUCUUCACCCAGAACCUAGCCACUGCGCACAGGGCCGUCAAGAAGUUUGAGGUCGGCUACGUCUGGGUGAACCGCGUGGCGUUGCAUUAUGUCAAUGUGCCAUUUGGGGGAUACAAGCAAUCGGGAUUGGGAAGAGAGGAGUGUCUGGACGAGCUGCUCGCCUUUACACAGAUCAAGUCGGUCAACAUGUCUAUUGACUAG